CGCAGAACUGGCUGCACGUCCUCGGACUUACCUCUAAGGCUCAAAUCGACCCUUAUUUGGGAAAACUUGCAGCAUGCGGGAUAGGUCUUCGAUUCAGAGACGACCACCUCCAGUCUCACCGACGGACCCCACAUGUCGGACAUGCAAAGAUUGUCGCCAACGAAAGGUCAAAUGUAACGGCCACCAUCCACGGUGCGCAGCCUGCCAGCGCAAGAACAUAGAGUGCGUCUAUCCACGUGAUGAACGGAGAACCCCCCACCGCGCGAAAAAGGCGAAUGUACGAGCCCUAGAGAAGCAGGUUGAGGUUCUUCAGGAGAGACUGGGGAGUGUUGCAGACUCCUCUGCGGCUGCAAGGAGUCUGCAACACUCUCUCCAUCUUCACUAUCACACCUCUGAGUCACUAUCUAGUAGGGCUGGACUCUAUAGCGGAUGUGGGUCUACAUUGGCCACUGGAGGCUGAAGCAUGGGAUCCUUCGACGUUGGAUGCUCUGCCGGACGAUUUUUUCCUGGCUGACGAGUCGAUGUUCGGUAUGUUCGGCGGAUAAAUGCGAUGCGCAAGAGUUAUAGGGAUUGGAACGGUCAAGCGCCCGGACAAAAAGUGGAACUGCCAAGCAUAUUCAAAUAUGCCAGUGAUCUAAGCUGGGACCUUGCGUGCCAAGCCUGCUAUGCAAAAAGAGUCAACGCACG
Molecule: messenger RNA, 687 nt
Organism: Aspergillus aculeatinus CBS 121060
Lineage: Eukaryota; Fungi; Ascomycota; Eurotiomycetes; Eurotiales; Aspergillaceae
Product: Zn(II)2Cys6 transcription factor domain-containing protein
Exons: 3
Coding region: 74-460 (128 amino acids)
Biological process (GO): regulation of DNA-templated transcription
Molecular function (GO): DNA-binding transcription factor activity, RNA polymerase II-specific; zinc ion binding
Source: RefSeq, a predicted model, not a curated record